Molecule: messenger RNA, 339 nt
Organism: Strongylus vulgaris
Lineage: Eukaryota; Metazoa; Nematoda; Chromadorea; Rhabditida; Strongylidae
Source: the annotation of a GenBank genome assembly
AUGCUUUUUCAGGCUGAAUUCCGCUUAAUCCGUGGUCAUAUUCCUCCUAUGGCUACACGUUUUGGAUUUGACGCAAAUAUGGAGAAGAAUAGGUUCGAGGAUGUCGUUUGCAUCGAUCAGACCCGUGUUCGACCCCAUAGUGGUAAUUACAUACAUGCAAGCUGGGUGGGCAUCACUGCUACUAGAAAGGAUAUCCUAACCCAACUUCCAAGGCCGGAAAGCAGCAAAGACUUUUGGCAAAUGGUACUCGAUACGGAUGUUCAAGGGAUUCUAGUAAUUUUAUCACAUGGUGAAUUCGCUAUGUUCCACGCCAACAAUGUUUUCCCGGACGAACAGUGA